Messenger RNA from Doryrhamphus excisus (bluestripe pipefish), 1115 nucleotides. Its product is annotated as capZ-interacting protein. Lineage: Eukaryota; Metazoa; Chordata; Actinopteri; Syngnathiformes; Syngnathidae. The record is from RefSeq and is a predicted model, not a curated record.
UAUUUCAUGAGUCUGACUUGAUGUCGCUCCAGUGAGCAGCGUGUGUUAAAAGCCUCCCCGGUUCUGUUCCUGGUCUAGAGGACAUAAACACAAGACUCUCACAAGACUGUCUUCUGUGCUCGCUGGUUGCGCAUAUUUAAAGACAUUUAACGCCCAGACGUAAACGGAACUCAUAACAAAAUAGAAGAUACAGACACAAACACAAGAAGGAUGGAGGGUUCUCCAUCCAAGCCGUCGGUGGCUGAGCUGGCCGGCAGGUUGAAAGGUCAUAUUCUACCACUGCCCUGCCCGCAUGGCAAGACAAAGACAGUCUCCAACAGUCCUUUUAAAGUCGGGAUGAGGAGCUCAUCCAUCAUGGAGAGACUUCAGGCCAACCUGGCUUUGUCACCCACCACCUUGCUGCCUUCACCCAAGAGCGCCGCAGAUGUCAACCAACAGCCUGACUCGCCAUCGCCAUCCUCCACCACGAGCCCCACCUGGGGCACCCUGAGCCCCACCCUGCAGCCCGUGCAGGUGUCCAUCCAGGAGGAGGAGCCUGUCAACUUCCACAGCCCCCCCGAAGGCGCCCCGCUGCCCAGCUUCAACAAGACUCGAGCACGGCUGUCAUUCAAGAGGCGCCCGCCCACGAGACAACACAGGAGGUCUGCCGGAGAGGAGGCGGGCCUACUUGGCAGCGACCUGUCGCCAUGUGAACUGCAACCGCCCGAAGCCAAUGGGCACCGCAUUUUUGAGUGCACGCAGGAGGAGGAGCAGGAUGAGCACCAUCAGAUGGUUCAAGAAGGCGAGGAAGAAGAAGAGGAGGAGGAGGAGGUGGACUGUGAGGAGCGAGCAAAUACCCUCCCAGAGGAUGAGGUGGAGGUUCCGGGGGAAGAAGAGCGGCCUUCGGAGUUGGACCCCACGGAGAACAACUUCUACAUCAGCGAGGGGGAACCCAAUGUGCUGCACUGAUCGUCUGUCAGGAAGUUGAACUAUGAAUAUGAACAAAAAAGACACACAUACAGUAUUUUCAAUAUUUUAACUGCUUCUUAACAAGUGCAGAAUGUCCUGCAAAGCCUGCUCUGUCGCCCUCUGCUGGCCAUUUAUCGACUAUUCAUAAAUAAACAGUGCUGAUGGAA